Molecule: messenger RNA, 2954 nt
Organism: Lactuca saligna
Lineage: Eukaryota; Viridiplantae; Streptophyta; Magnoliopsida; Asterales; Asteraceae
Source: the annotation of a GenBank genome assembly
AUGUUCCGCCGUCUUAAAUGGUUCAUAGCUGGUUUCAAUCAACAGAGAACACCUAAACCGAAGGUCGAUGCGAAGCGCUUGUCUCUACCUAGGGAACAUCAUAACUACAAUAAUUCAAGAACUCGAAAUCGCAAGUCAAUGUUGGAAGCCGUUCACGAAGUUGCAAUUUAUAUCCAUAGGUUUCAUAACCUAGACCUAUUUCAGCAAGGGUGGUAUCAGAUCAAGAUUACCAUGAGAUGGGAAGAUAGCGACUAUGCAUCUUCUCUGGGAACUCCUUCAAGAGUGGUUCAAUACGAUGCUCCUGAUCUUGGUUCUGAUAAUGUAUUGGGAGUAUGGAAGAUUGAUGACACAGACCAUAGCUUUUCAUCACAACCUUUCAAGAUUCGAUAUGCAAGACAGGAUAUUCUUCUAUCAGUCAUGAUAGCUUUCAACUUAUCUCUUGGUAAAUUUGAGGGUCCAAUCACAUCUGCUGUAAUUCUGAAAUUUGAGCUGCUGUAUACACCUGUUUUGGAGAUUGGCUCCAAUAUGCAGGACUCUUUGGAAGUAACCCCUGCUGCAGUUCAUGAAUUCAGAAUUCCACCAAAAGCUCUUCUUGGACUACAUUCAUAUUGUCCUGUUCAUUUUGAUGCUUUCCAUGCUGUGCUUGUUGAUACAACUGUCCACAUCAGCUUACUAAAAGGUGGUGUUCAUACCAUGAAGACACCAAGUCGCAGCAAUUCUCUUAGUCAUGAAGAAGCUUCCAGUGACAACAAGUAUGACAAGGAAAAGCGUGUUUUGCUUGUGAAGGCAUUUUUAAUUUCACGUGCAAAUUUACUUCAAGAGCUAAAAAAUCUUAGUAAAGCAAUAAAUCAAACAAUUGAUUUAAGUGGUUUCACUUCACAACAUGAUGAAAGUGAAACAGAGUCUCCUAAUGUUUCUAAGAUUCCAAAUGGAUCCAUUGAUACGCAGAGUGAUUAUCUUUACACCCUACAAAACGAUGAACUCUAUCGUCUUUUUCAUUCCCUUGGAGACCAAAUUCUCUACUUAUGGAGUACAUUUCUCAAGUUUCACAGGGCUAACAAAGCAAAAAUUUUAGACCAUUUGCGUAAUCAAUGGGGUAUUGAUCGUAGAGCUGAGUGGUCAAUAUGGAUGGUGUACUCCAAAGUUGAAAUGCCUCUCCAACCAAUCAGAAACGAGGUUGAUGACUCAGCAUACAAAGGUCCACGUGGCACUGUCCCUGUUCUCAGAAAGAUAACCGAAGAUCCUUCUGAGGCUGCAGCAAUGAGAGCUGAGCUACAUCGACGUAGUAUUGCACAAAUGAGGAUAAACAGUUGUUCAAUUCAAGAUCUUUAUAUUUUUGGAGAUCCCUCACGUAUACCAAUUAUAAUAGUAGAACGUGUUGUAAAUGCACCAUUGCGUUCACCUAGUGGAAAUUCUUACUUCAGAAAUAUGGAUCAAAAAGCUACUACUAAUGGUGUUCUUCAAGAAAAUGAUUCAAGAAUUUCCACCAAUCAUCAAAAAGGACGUGUUUUGAAGAUUGCUGUGUUUGUUCAUGGUUUUCAGGGGCAUCAUUUGGAUUUACGCCUUGUAAGGAAUCAAUGGCUUUUAAUAGAUCCAAAACUUGAGUUUCUAAUGUCUGAAGUGAAUGAAGAUAAAACAUCUGAAGACUUUAGGGACAUGGGAUUAAGAUUAGCUAAAGAAGUGAUUGCUUUUGUUAAAAAGAAAAUGGAUAAAGCCUCAAGAUCUGGUGGCUUAAAAGAUGUUAAACUCAGCUUUGUGGGCCACUCCAUUGGAAAUGUCAUCAUUAGAACUGCACUUUCAGAGAGCAUCAUGGAGCCAUACCAUAGAUACCUGCAUACAUAUGUGUCAGUUUCGGGCCCACAUUUAGGGUAUCUGUAUAGUUCAAAUUCUCUUUUCAAUUCUGGAUUAUGGCUUUUGAAGAAGCUUAAGAACACACGUUGCAUUCAUCAGCUCACUUUCACUGAUGAUAUUGAUCUUGAAAACACUUUCUUCUACAAACUUUCCAAGCAAAAGACGUUGGAGUAUUUCAAGAACAUACUCCUUCUCUCUUCUCCUCAGGAUGGUUACGUUCCAUAUCAUUCUGCGCGAAUGGAGAUGUGUCAAACGUCAUCAGGAGACUACUCAAAAAAAGGGAAAAUUUUCCACGAGAUGCUCAACAACUGCUUAGAUCAAAUCCGAUCUCCAUCUUCUGAACAAAGAAUGUUCAUGCGAUGUGAUGUGAACUUCGAUAUCUCAUUACAAGGAAGAAACUUGAACACCAUAAUUGGUCGAGCUGCUCACAUAGAGUUUCUGGAAACAGAUAUUUUUGCCAAGUUUAUUAUGUGGUCUUUCCCUGAACUUUUUCGCUGAUGUCAGAUCAACACGCCAUACGAGACACUGUAAAUUAUAAAUUUAUCAGAUAGAAAGUGGGAAAGGGGUAUCGAUCAGGUAGGUGAUUAUAAGAUUAUAAGUUAUAAGUUAUAACCCACUUUUUAAGUUAUAAUGUAGAUUUUUUCAGAUAUGAUUCUACGUGGGUAGAAUUUUAAGCUUAAGCGCCAGGGGUGUUGUAGUUUUUUUAUAGGUGGUGCGAAGACGAUUAUAAUAUAGUGUAGAUGAAAUCCACUAUGCUCUUUUAUAUUUAUGUAUAUUUUUGGUUUUUAUCGUGAAGAUAUAGUUAAUGUUGGGUGUUUGGUAAGUUUUUGGAUGAAUGUAUACAAGGUGUUCGAUGAAAUGCCCCAACGAAUAAAAAUACAAGAAUUUUAGGUUUUUAGAAGGUAGAAAAUGGCAAGUUCAUAACUCACUUUAAUUUUUAAGUUAUAACGUGGAUUUUCAGAUAAUUCUCGGAUAGAAUGUUGUGUCAAGAUUGUAACAUUUAUAGGUGUUGGGAAGACAAAAAGACAAUGAUAUUAGAUGGAUUCAAGUGUUUCCCUUAAUUUUCCUGUAUGAUUGCCAACUUUUAUGACUAGAAGCACGCU